Molecule: messenger RNA, 4010 nt
Organism: Mus caroli (Ryukyu mouse)
Lineage: Eukaryota; Metazoa; Chordata; Mammalia; Rodentia; Muridae
Source: RefSeq, a predicted model, not a curated record
UAUUACGGUUAUUACGGUUCUGAAGCAGGAGAAGAACCCACCAGGCACUUCCUGUUUUCUACAGUUGUCUCUCAUGGACAAAGAAGUUUGGAUUAAGAAAGAAAGAAACUUAAUUUUAAGACGACUUUUCCUUCGAAGGCAACUGGAUUGCUUGGCCAGGAGAGCCUUACCACGAGAAAAGGACAACAGUAUGACAGUCUUUGGUCUUCCCAUUUGGAAAAGGAAUAUUUUCUACUGAGAUCUAGGAACGUGGGACGCUUUGACUCACCACAAUGAACUUCAUAAGGAACAACAGACCAGCCCUUAUUCAAAGGAUGGGUUUAACAGUUACCAGGCAAAUCUGCGAUGACCUCCUUGAAUUGAACGUUCUCAACAAUCAAGAAGCUGACCUCAUUUAUUGUGAGCCCUUGGAGCGGGAAGCUGCCCGAAAGAUCAUCCAUAUGACUAUGCAGAAGGGCUCAGCGGCCUGCAACCUCUUUCUUAAGAGUCUUGAAAACUGGGACUAUUUUGUGUAUCAGGACUUAACUGGACAAAAUCUUUCUUAUCAGGUCACAGAAGAAGACCUGAAUGUUUUGGCCCAGAAUUUAAAGGACUUGUACAACAGCCCUGCUUUUCUGAACUUCUACCCCCUGGGUGAAGAUAUCGACAUAAUUUUUAAUCUGGAGAAAACCUUCACAGAACCUAUCAUGUGGAAGAAGGACCAUCGUCAUCACCGUGUGGAGCAGCUGACUUUGGGCAGCCUGCUGGAGGCUCUGAAGAGCCCCUGCCUGAUUGAAGGCGAGUCUGGCAAAGGGAAGUCCACCCUGCUGCAGAGAAUCGCUAUGCUCUGGGCCUCUGGGGCUUGCAGGGCUCUGAAGGGGUUCAAAUUGGUCUUCUUCAUCCACCUGAGAAGCGCCAGGGGGGGACUAUUUGAAACACUGUACGAUCAGCUCCUGAACAUACCUGACUCCAUCAGCAAGCCGACCUUCAAGACUCUGCUGCUGAAGCUACACAAGGAGGUCCUCUUUCUUCUUGAUGGUUACAAUGAAUUCCAUCCCCAGAACUGCCCAGAAAUUGAAGCCCUGAUCAAGGAAAACCAUCGCUUCAAGAACAUGGUCAUUGUCACCACCACCACGGAGUGCCUGAGGCAUAUCAGACAUGUUGGCGCCCUAACUGCGGAGGUGGGAGAUAUGACCGAAGACAGUGCCAAAGUUCUCAUCGAGGCAGUGUUGGUACCUGAUCAGGUUGAACGCCUGUGGUUCCAAAUCCAGAAGUCCAGGUGCUUGAGAAAUCUGAUGAAGACCCCUCUCUUUGUGGUGAUCACCUGUGCAAUUCAGAUGGGCAGACAGGAAUUCCAAGCUCACACCCAAACCAUGCUGUUCCAAACCUUCUACGACCUCCUGAUACAGAAAAACAGCCACAGAUACAGAGGUGGAGCUUCAGGUGAUUUUGCCAGGAGCCUAGACUACUGUGGAGACCUGGCCCUAGAAGGUGUGUUCGCCCACAAAUUUGAUUUUGAACUGGAGCAUGGGUCCAGCAUGAACGAGGACAUCCUGGUGACAAUAGGGCUCCUCUGUAAGUACACAGCUCAGAGGCUGAAGCCCACGUAUAAGUUUUUUCAUAAAUCAUUUCAGGAGUACACGGCAGGUCGGAGACUCAGCAGUUUGCUGACGUCCAAAGAGCCAGAGGAGGUGAGCAAGGGGAACAGCUACUUAAACAAAAUGGUUUCCAUCUCUGACAUCACAUCCCUAUAUGGCAAUCUGCUCCUCUACACGUGUGGGUCGUCCACAGAAGCAACCAGGGCGGUCAUGAGGCACCUUGCAAUGGUUUAUCAGCAUGGCAGCCUACAAGGACUUUCUGUCACCAAGAGGCCUCUCUGGAGGCAGGAAUCAAUCCAGAGCCUGAGAAAUACCACUGAGCAAGAGGUUCUGAAAGCCAUCAAUGUCAAUUCCUUCGUAGAGUGUGGCAUCAAUUUAUUCUCAGAGAGUAUGUCUAAAUCAGUCCUGAGCCAAGAAUUUGAAGCUUUCUUUCAAGGUAAAAGUUUAUACAUCAACUCAGAGAACAUCCCUGACUAUUUAUUUGACUUCUUUGAAUACUUGCCUAAUUGUGCAAGCGCAUUGGACUUCGUGAAGCUGGAUUUCUAUGAAAGAGCUACAGAGUCACAGAACAAGGCAGAAGAGAAUGUCCCUGGUGUUCACACAGAAGGGCCCUCAGAAACCUAUAUUCCCCCCAGGGCUGUGUCUUUGUUCUUCAACUGGAAGCAGGAAUUCAAGACUCUAGAGGUCACACUCCGAGAUAUUAGCAAGUUGAAUAAACAAGAUAUCAAAUAUCUGGGGAAGAUAUUCAGCUCUGCCACCAACCUCCGGCUGUAUAUCAAGAGAUGUGCAGCCAUGGCUGGAAGGCUCAGCUCAGUCCUCAGAACCUGCAAGAACAUGCAUACCCUCAUGGUGGAAGCCAGUCCCCUCACCACGGAUGACGAACAGUACAUCACAUCUGUGACAGACCUCCAGAACUUAAGUAUUCACCACUUGCACACUCAACAGCUGCCAGCCGAAGGCCUGCGAAGCCUGAAGAAGAUGCGUUUACUCCAUUUGACUCAUUUGUCUGACAUUGGGGAGGGGAUGGAUUACAUAGUCAAGUCUCUCUCAGAAGAACCCUGUGAUCUCCAAGAGAUGAAGUUGGUGGCCUGCUGUCUGACUGCAAACUCUGUGAAAGUUCUAGCACAGAAUCUUCACAAUUUGAUCAAGCUGAGCAUUUUUGAUAUAUCAGAAAAUUACCUGGAAAAGGACGGAAAUGAAGCUCUACAGGAACUGAUCGGCAGGCUUGGCGUUCUGGAAGAGCUCACUGCAUUGAUGCUGCCUUGGUGCUGGGAUGCGCACACCAGCCUGCCCAAGCUGUUGAAGCAGUUGGAGGGGACCCCAGGACUUGCCAAACUUGGAUUGAAAAACUGGAGACUCAGAGACGAAGAGAUUAAAAGUUUAGGUGAAUUUCUGGAGAUGAAUUCUCUGAGAGACUUGCAGCAGUUGGAUUUAGCGGGGCACCGUGUGAGCAGUGACGGAUGGCUUUACUUCAUGAAUGCUUUUGAGAAUCUGAAGCAGUUAGUGUUUUUUGACUUUAGCACUGAAGAGUUCUUACCAGAUGCAGCACUGGUGAGGAAGCUUAGUCAAGUGUUAUCCAAGUUAACUCUUCUGCAAGAGGUAAGGCUCACGGGCUGGGAGUUUGAUGUCUAUGAUAUUAGUGCUAUUAAAGGCACCUUUAAACUAGUGACUGCUUAAUGCACCCAUGCCACCAAAUACUCCAGGACUCCCUCACCUCCAGCGAAUCAUUAAAAACCAUGCAGAAGUGGGGCCACAGAGCUGGCUCAGAGGUAAAGAGCACUGGCUGCUCUUCCAGAGGACCUGGGUUUGAUUCGCACCACCUACAAGGUGGCUCACAACCAUCUGUAACUCCAGUUCCAGGGGAUCCAACAUUUUCUGAUCUCUAUGGGUACCAUGCAGGCAAAACACUCAUAUACAUUAAAUAAAAUUUAAAAAUGCUUAAAAAAAAUCUUGAAGAAGGAAGUCAAAGAAGAAAAAAGAAGAGGAAUGGACUUGAGAAAUGAGUUUGGUCUCAUCUCUCCACCCAGGACAAUCUCUGUGCCCUUCAGGUGUGUUUGUGUUACUUGACCCCAAGAAUACCGGGUCAAAAAACCUUGCGAUACCCUGUUCAUCUGUCCUUAGUACAGUACCUGGCCUAUACAGACUCAACAAGUACUUGAUAAGUAUGUGACAACUAAAUUACCAAGAAAUAAAAUUGUCUAGAGAACAGACUUCAUAUAUGCUAUUUAAUUCAGCUUGUUUAAUUAAAACACUAUGGAAUGUAUAGAAUAUGUUCUCACAUGAAAAGUGUUCUCAGAUUUGAAAGAGGCGUUCUUAAAAAAAAAAAAAAAAAAACACAACAAACCAUUAAAUUAUGUGUAUGCAGUGUGUGUGCCAUGGUGUACCUGUGGGGGUCAAAGGAUAACUUGUGGGAGUUUGUUUAACUCAAGUCAC